GUGUGCUGAGCCUGCCGGAGAGUUUGAACCUGCACCGGGACCAGCAGCGCUCGGGGCGGGGCAGCGAGGGUCACGGAUACACCCAGGCCGAGCUCCGCACGCUGGAGCAGUCGCUGCUCGCAACCCGGGUGGGCAGCAUCGCAGAGCUGAGUGAUUUGGUGUCCCGGGCCAUGCACCACCUCCAGCCGCUGCACAUCAAGAACCCCAGCAACGGGACUCCAGUCCACCAGAAGACCAACACCACGGUGCACUGGGAGCCCGAGGCCCUCUAUACCCUGUGUUACUUCAUGCACUGCCCGCAGAUGGAAUGGGAGAACCCCAACGUUGAGCCCUCCAAAGUCACCUUACAGACUGAGAGGCCGUUCCUGGUGCUGCCUCCGCUGAUGGAGUGGAUCCGGGUGGCGGUCGCCCACACCGAACAUCGACGAAGCUUCUCUGUGGACAGCGACGAUGUGAGGCAGGCUGCCAGGCUGCUGCUGCCGGGUGUGGACUGUGAACCGCGACAAAUAAAAGCAGAGGAUUGUUUCUGUGCCACCAGAAAGCUUGAUGCAGCCUCCACAGAGGCCAAGUUCCUGCAGGAUCUGGGCUUCAGGAUGCUCAACUGCGGCCGGACGGACCUGGUCAAGCAGGCCGUGAACCUCCUGGGCCCUGAUGGCAUCAACAGCAUGAGCGAACAGGGAAUGACCCCCCUCAUGUACGCCUGUGUCCGCGGCGACGAGGCCAUGGUGCAGAUGCUGCUGGACGCCGGAGCCGACAUCAACAGCGAGGUGCCAAGCACAGUAAACAAGCACCCCUCAGUUUAUCCUGAAACGCGCCAGGGGACGCCACUCACUUUCGCCGUGUUACACGGACACGUCCCUGUCGUGCAGUUGUUGCUGGAUAAUAGAGCGAAUGUGGAGGGCGCCCUGCAGGAUGGGGCGGAGAACUACACAGAGACCCCGCUUCAGCUGGCCGCUGCUGCAGGUAACUUUGAGCUGGUGAGUUUGCUUUUGGAAAGAGGGGCCGACCCCAUGAUCGGGACCAUGUGUCGAAACGGCAUCUCCUCCGCCCCGCUGGGAGACAUGAACUCGUACAGCCUGGCAGCAGCACACGGCCACAGGAAUGUAUUUCGGAAGCUCCUGUCCCAGUCGGACAAAGAAAAGGGGGAUGUUCUGUCCCUGGAGGAAAUCCUGGCUGAGGGUUCGGAACCAGGGGAGAAGAGGUUGGCUCCUCAUCCCAACGGCGGAGGGACGCUGCGAACAGGAAAGGCCAAACUGAGGGCCCUGAGAGAGGCCAUGUACCAUAGCGCAGAGCACGGCCAUGUGGACAUCACCAUAGACAUCCGCAGCUUAGGCGUUCCCUGGACGCUGCACACCUGGCUCGAGUCCCUGCGUACCUGCUUCAUCCAGCACCGCCGCCCGCUGAUCCAGGGCCUGCUCAAAGACUUCAGCUGCAUCCAGGAGGACGAGUACACAGAGGAGCUGAUCACGCACGGACUGCCACUCAUGUUCCAGAUCCUCCGAUCCAGCAAGAAUGAGGUGAUAAGCCAGCACCUGUCAGUCAUUUUCACGCAGUGCUACGGGCCCUUCCCCAUCCCUAAGCUGACGGAGAUCAAGAAGAAACAGACCUCACGCUUGGACCCCCAUUUUCUGAACAACAAGGAGAUGUCUGACGUUACCUUCCUGGUGGAGGGGAAACCGUUUUAUGCACACAAAGUUUUGCUGUUUACAGCUUCUCCCAGGUUCAAGUCGCUGCUCCAAAACCGACCAGCAGCAGAAAACACCUGCAUUGAGAUCAGCCAUGUCAAAUACAAUAUUUUUCACCUGGUCAUGCAGUAUCUGUACUGUGGAGGCACCGAGUCCCUGCACAUACGCAACACCGAAGUAAUGGAGCUCCUGUCUGCAGCCAAAUUCUUCCAACUAGAGGCCCUUCAGAGACACUGUGAGAUCAUCUGCUCCAAGAACAUCACCACCGAGACCUGCGUGGACCUCUACAAACACGCCAAGUUCCUUGGUGCCGCAGAGCUGACGGCUUUCAUCGAGGGCUAUUUCCUGAAGAACAUGGUGCUGCUGAUCGAAUUCGACACCUUCAAGCAGCUUCUGUACGAACCUCCCCCCGCCGAGAGCCCCGCGUCCAGCCCCGGCAUCUGCACCGACAUCCUCCACGACCUGGAGAAGACCCUGGCCACCCGCAUCCACUCCAUCCACCUGUCCACCUCCAAGGGCUCCGUGGUGUGACGUCGUCGUCUCCGGAGCCCUCCGAUUCCAGCCACAGCGUCCAUGUAACACCACCUUUAGCAUCCAGUGUCCCGCCCGUGUAGACAAUGUGCUCCACCUGUCCCGGCCCCGCUGCUGAAGAGGAGCUGCCGGACGUUUCUGUGUCAGGAAUUCCCUUUAAUUCUGCUUGUUGCGACUCGCUGAGGGUUAAUGUUGACAAAGUCAGAGAGGGAACUUUCUCGUCUUGUCAGAGGCUUGAACUCUUGUCCUCAUGGCUCCCAUCGGUCACCUCACCACCCCUCAUACAGUAAGAAAAACUAAAUAAAAAAAAACAGAACUGCCUCAACCCAACAGUAUCACUUUAGAUCUAACCGUGAUUAUGAAACUUUCUAUUGUAUUUCAUAUAGGAUACAUGCAUGGAAUACAUACGUUUUUCACUCUGAGAGGUAGAGUAGAAUCAAUAAAUGCAGCUCCGUCAUCAUCUCUGAAACGAGACGUUGGUUUACAAAUAACACUUUAUGGAAAUGGACGCCAUUGCAGCAUAAAGUCUGACACAUGCCAAAAUAUGAAUAUAAUCCUAUAUCCUAUACAACCAAUAAAAGUCAUUAGUAGCAAUGCCAGCAGGCGGACUUUUAGGUGGACUUAUUUGAACUUAUCUACAUCUCAUCCUGUCACUUCUAUGUUGGAUACGUUUCACUGUGUUUUAUCGACUGUGUGCAGAGGCCAAACCGAUCACAGGAACUUCCAACGUGGCCGACGCUGCAGCCAGCGCUGAUUCAACGAAAGACGGCCCACUCAGUGAGAUCAAUGCUGACUUAUGCUUGAAAUGUGGAUGUCCAACUGGGAAAUUAACUUGUGAUAAGUCCACGGAUACUAUUUUUUGCAUGACACCUCCUCAACUGAGCUGCCCUCAUAUUGCUUUUUAUGCAGAGCUUACUUCAUGGACCACUUUCGCAGGGGGAAGUUAGGGGGGAAAAAACGCUGCUUAUUAAACUUUCUAUCCACUGUAAAACGGAUCGAGCGGGACAUGGAGACGGGCUUCACUUGGCAGGGACUUUCUCUUUAAAGAUAUCUAAAGUAAAGUUGUAAAUACGUUCUGAAAGUCAUCGUGCUGGUCGUUCCUUUUUGUAAACUGAUGUACAGUAUUCUCCCACACUCGCUUGGCUGACGACACCAGUCUCAUUGAAUGUUGCUCCCUGCUGUAUGUCUUGUUUAUGCAAAGUUGCAUGUUUGAUCUGUCCGUAUGACUCCUCUGUUUUGCUUUAGGCGUGCUUCUCUGUGUAGAUCUGUAGGGCUGAUUGGGGUGUCCAUUGUUCCAGUCUGAUCAAAGUGGUUUUCCCUCUAAAUGAUUUUGUUCUUUCUGACACAUUCCGUGCUAUCAGGGUAGAUCACUAAAUGACUAAAAAGUCACUUUUGUGUUUUAGGGUUCAUCUCCACAUGAAUUCUGUGAAAGCAAAGUUAAAUUCCUGCACAGUGUCGGCACUGAGUUUACUCGAGACACAAUGACCACAUUUACACCUGCCAUCUGUAUCUGGAUACAUCAUCUGAUUCAUGGGUUUUACACCUGGGGUUAAAAUGUGUAUCUAAUUUCUGAUUUGAUCCAGUCUCAGUGUGGAGUUUAAACUGACUUGUCAACAAACAUCCCAGCUCAGGAGAAGCGAUGCUGCUUUAUGGCCUCAAUUAACUCUACUGCUAAGCUAAGCUAAGCUAACCGAUACUGGAUUUUUGAGACUGCUGCAGAUACUGAUUUUUAGAGAGUAAAUAUUCUGACAUUGGUAUAUUUACUGAUUUUCUUUGGAUGCUUUUGUUAUUAUUAGAGUAUCGAUGGAGUUAUUGUUUAUUAACUUCAGAAAUGUAUUUCACAAACUAGUUGGUAACUUGCUGUGAAAGCAAACUAGACUCCUCACCACCAUCUGCUCAGCUGUGCUAUGUGCUCUGCUGCAUGUGCUGCAGACAGAAUUAUCAACAUGGACUUGUUUCCAUUAACUGCUGUCGAGUAAAUAAACUCUGCUGCAUAGUGUCUCCAGAAGGUGGCGAUAGAGGCGACACUAGACAUAACACACAGAGUAGAAGAAGUCAGAAAUAAAACCAGUUUUCUAGUCGCACAGGAAAAAGAAACAAACAAAACUUUGUUAUCUUCAGAAGUCCUCUGCAGUUGUUUUCAGUUUAAGGAAGUUAUUCUUUCAUGUUAUCUGGUUUUGGAUUUGUUUCAUGUCUUGUGAUGUCCAGAGGUGAAGGCAAUGAAAGAAGUGGGAAACAGCUGUUAAGUCAUGUGAGUUAAAUGUUCACUGUGUCAGAACUUCUACGAAAACGGGUUUUCCAUCCCCUCUUUUAUGUGCAUUAAUGCUUUCAAAAAAAAAAACAACUCACAAAUGUUAAACUUUUUUUUUGGUGAAAACAGGAACGUUUCUUUGAAUUUUGUUGUUCCUAAUAACUUAUUCUAAGGAGAUUCUUCUGAACCACAUACAAAUUAGUGAUGGAAUCCAGGCUAAUGUUUGACUGACUCACGUCAUAGCAGUUAAUGUUACGUUUUAAGUGAAUGUUCAAUCUGUGCAUGAAAAUAAAAACUUUUUUUUUUUUUAAUUCAGAAAAUAUAAAGCUAAAUAUAAAGUUUUUACAGUUGGCUGAGGUGGAAAAGUAGGUUAAUAAUAUAGUAUAUAUCCAGUAAAUAUCAAAUUUGACAAAAAAUAACUGAAAAAGAAUGAACACAUUCAUAGUGAAGUACAUAAAACAGUGAGAAGGGCGUUAGGCUCCUUAAAUGAAUUCCUAAUCAUCAUUCAUCGUUUUCCAUCAUGUAAAGUUUGACUGGCAGCUUUAAUUACAGGAUCAAGUUGCUUCCUCGUCUUCUGCUUCUUUUUAGUGACGUAGGAGUAGAAAGGUAACAAAUGCUAAUAUCUGUAUUUAGGUUAAAUGCAUAUUAAUUUGCGAAAUUUUAAGAAGAAAUUUGAUGUAAACUUGGCAGCAGAUGUACAGUUUGGAAAAGCCUGAAACUGUCCUGGUUGAACGUCAUCAGUUCAUAGAAAGUCAGAUAACAAACCUGUGCAGAUAAAACUCUGAGGAAGAUGAUAACUACGACUCCCAGGGUGCAUUUCAGUCAGCGUCGUCGAAUUGUAAUGCUUUAAUUUAAGUUAAUUCACUUUAGGAUUCUGGUUCAAUUUUGUGUUUAUUUUUUUCGUCCCAAAUUCUUUGAAUCUUUUCAAAUCCAUCUCAUUCUGCUGUUUGUUCAGAGCGACGGCAGCUGAAAACUCCUGCAGCAGCUUUUUACACGUCACAACUUCAUUCAAACUGAGCAUCUAAAGUCGCACAUUGUCAUACUAAAGCAAAAAUACAAGGAACCAAAUCUCACACCUGAGACAGUGAGUCAGUAAAACAUCCCUGAAAGGAAACAAAUAAUGUGUGUUCAGAAAUGUUAAGUAGAAGAAAAUAAAAUGACAAUAAGCUUUUAUGAGUAACAACAAAAGGCGCAGAACGUGUGGCGCUGUAUGAGCUGGUAUUGUCUCAGGUGUUUGGAUUGAAGGAUUUGAUUCGUCUUUUUCUGUUAUUUUGUUGUGAGUUUGUUGCCUGACAAUAGCAGAUGUGAACUCAGUGCUGACGGUGUGAAGUGAUUUAACUGUUGUUGCACAUGAUUGCUGUGCAUUAAACGGCCGCCUCUCGAUUCUACGAGGACCUAAAUGCUAAACCAGACACCUGACAUUCAGCAGCAGCCCUCAGCUGUCGGUCCUGCUGUUUAAAUGAUGCACGCUCGCUCACAAAGAGUGAAAACCUCACUCAGUUCAAGAGUAUUUUAUUAAAACCCCGCUGACUGUCUGAUGACCCUUCUCCUCUGGAGGAAAUCACACCAACGCGGUAUAUUUCAUGAAUGUAACGAUGCAACAACAGCUGACUAUUUACAAAAUGUGCAAAGAAACCAAAAGAAGAAGCUUCCUACUGAACAAUGCAAACGUCUCCUCAUACAUCGUGAUUGUUGUUUCUUCAUUCAUCCAAACUGUCCUUCAGAGAAAAGACAAAUAUUAUGACUUUAAAUAUUGUAGCACACUCGAAAUUAUUUAAAUACUAGUUUUGGGCCCAACAAGUCAUUUGAAGAGAAACAUAUAGGCAUAUACGAACUGGUUUUAAGUUCUGUAAAUAGUUACAGAAAAUGGAAUAUAGAUAUUAUCCUACAACUUUAUUUUCUUACCUACAUACAUAGCACUAUAUAUUUUAUUUUACAUUCCGCAGCUAUUUUGUUUUACAAAAGUGAAAAAGAUUAUAUAAAAAGAUGCUUUAAAAGGAUGAAAUUAAGCAAUAUUUCCAUUAGAUUGUAUUAUUCUGAGUGGUGCAAAGAGUAAUACGCCUCAGAGCUACAGUAUAAAUGUGACACAGACAAAAGAAUGACUGAAAAAAAAAAAGGCUGAAUAUAUUAUUUUUUCGGUUUUUGUGACCCAUGGUGUGUUUUCUUUGACAUGUGUUUCACUAAAAGCAUAUUUCUUACGCCUGCCACGCCGUCGAUUUCACCCUGAACGCUCUACAGGAGCUGAUUCCUUCUGUUGUUAACACACAUUUGCAUAUUUGGCUUCACUCUGACUCAUCACAUUUGACUGGAAACUUGCUUCCUAAAUGUGAACCGUAACUUCAAGAUUUUGUCUCCGCAGAGGUGAAAAGGUUCAUGAUGAUGUCAAGCACUUUGUGUGCCGGUGUUACUGUAGCCUCCCACACGUUCACCGUCGUUGUGAUCCAACUGCAGCUCAGUAUGGUUUUAACAUUCAAACAUGAGCAUCAGCCAAAAGACUUCAAGCUGAUCUGUUUUUAUUAGUCAUUAGCGAAAAAGACUAACUUUACCCCUGUACUGGCGCUUUGGACUCCAAACUGGGUCAAAGCCGUAGAGUAAGCGUCGGUUCCGCAUGGCUCUUCUUGUUUAAUGUUGUUGAGAAUGUGCCCUGUGCACCAGCUUCGUUGCUAACAAGUGUCUCCCUUUAUUUGUCUGAGCAUUUAUUUGCCUGCGUACGUGUUCCUGGUAAUAAACAACAUUUCUCCUAGACGCAGUGGAAACAUGCAUGGGAUGUUCACUAGAUUUACAAUCCACGGGGGGAUGAACUUUUUUGCUAUUCUUUCUUUUUUUUUUGUUUUUUUUCCUUUGAUGAGAACAUGUAUAUUGUACAAAAUAUAUAUAUAUGAAAUAUAAAUUAUACAUGGUGUGAGGAGCAGGGAUGUGGUGGAGUAUAACAACAACAAGGAAUGUUACACUCGUGCUACAGGUUCUGUUGUUCCAUGACAUGCUUUUGUGGACAGCUAAUAAAAGACCACAGUUUAAACCAUA
Molecule: messenger RNA, 7491 nt
Organism: Stegastes partitus (bicolor damselfish)
Lineage: Eukaryota; Metazoa; Chordata; Actinopteri; Pomacentridae
Product: ankyrin repeat and BTB/POZ domain-containing protein BTBD11-A
Exons: 16
Molecular function (GO): protein binding
Source: RefSeq, a predicted model, not a curated record